Knipowitschia caucasica is the source of this 972-nucleotide messenger RNA. Lineage: Eukaryota; Metazoa; Chordata; Actinopteri; Gobiiformes; Gobiidae. The record is from the annotation of a GenBank genome assembly.
AUGGACGCAGAGGAAGUGGUCGAGUCCAUCAUCAGAGGCCUCAUGUUUGUGGCAGGCGUGGUCGGGAACAACUGGCUCGGCAUCCGCUCUCUUCCCAAAGCUCUAUCAGCUCUUCGCACCAACGAGAUCCUCUUCCUCAACCUGGCCAUCUCCAACCUCAUCACCAACUACUUCGUGGACCUGCCGGACACCAUGGCGGACUUCGCUGGCAGCUGGUUCUUGGGAGAAACUUAUUGUGGCAUCUUCAAGUUCAGUGCGGAUUUGUCUGAAACGAGCAGCAUCUUUACCACUUUCUUCAUCAGCGUCUUUUGGCAUCAGAAGCUGGUCGGGUCCCUGAAGCGCGGCGGAGGUCCAGUCCUGAUGGAUCGCCUUCGCCUGGUGCUGUGCCUUCUCGCCGGCAGCUGGUUGGUCGCCGUGGCCUUCAGCGUGCCACAUUUCUUCUUCAUCAAAGUGGAGGAAGGCAACGGCAGCGAGGCGGACUGCGUGGACUACUUCCCGAACGCCGUGGCAAGUAAAACCUACGAGAUUAUAUAUCUGAGUUUGGCAAACGCGCUCCCUCUGGCCGGGAUCGUCACCAUCAGCGCCCAGAUCGUGGUGACCCUGCUUCAAAACCACAAGCGGAUCAGAGGCCACGGCGGCGAGCUCUCGAUGAAUAAAAACGCGAAACAAAAUGGCGAGAAAGAGGGUGAGGUCGCGGGAGUCGAACAAGCAGAAAGAGGCGCUCGGAGCCAACAUCAGGGGGCGAAGGCGAGCUCCAACGUUCAGAUUCGAGCCGCUAAGAGUGUGGUCGCCGUGGCCUCAGUGUUUCUGGUCUGCUGGUUGACCCACAUGUUGUUGAGGAUCACCAACAAGAUCCACACGUCUCCAAUCGUGGUGGAAGUGGCCAGUUACAUCGCCGCCUCCUACACCUGCAUCAUCCCCUACAUUUUCCUCCACGGAGUGAAGAAGCUCACGUGUUCCUGCAAGACCUAG